GUGUGUGUGUGAGUUCCACGUGUGUGUGAGUUCCACAGGUGUGUGUGUGAGUUCCACGUGUGUGUGAGUUCCACAGAGGUGAACAUGGACCCUGCUGUUGUGGAGACAUUAAUAUUAAAGCUUCAUGAUGUUGACGCGGUGAAGUUCGGCACGUUUACGCUGAAGACCGGACUGAAGUCCCCGGUUUACUUUGACCUGCGUGUGAUCGUGUCUCAUCCUCACUUAAUGACCCAGGUUUCAGCGCUGCUGCAUCAGUGUGCUGAAGAAGCCGGAGCCAAGUUUGACUGUGUGUGUGGAGUACCGUACACCGCUCUUCCUUUUGCUACCAUCAUCUGCUCCACCCACAACUACCCUAUGCUUAUCCGCCGCAAAGAGGCCAAGGACUACGGAACCAAGCGUCUGAUCGAGGGCACUGUGCGUGCAGGUGAAGUCUGCCUGGUCGUGGAGGAUGUGGUGACGAGCGGCAGCAGUGUUAUGGAUACAGUGCAGGAGCUCCAGGCUCAGGGGUUAAAGGUCACAGACACAGUGGUGCUGUUGGACCGUGAGCAGGGCGGAGCAGAGCGACUGUCCAGUGAGGGGAUCUCUCUCCACUCCGUCAUCUCUGUCUCUCACCUUCUGGACGUUCUCUUCCGAUCAGGACGAAUCGACCAGCAGGUCUUCAGCAGUGUGAAGAAGUUCAUCCAGGAGAACCAGACGUUCAUGCCGGCAGGAGAGCAGAAGGAGAACGGUACAGAAAAGGAGGAGAAGGAGGAUAGCGGAGUGAUGAGUUACGGCGCUCGGGCCGCUCUCUCCACCACACACCCUGUCGCCAAACGUCUGUUCACGCUGAUGGAGGAGAAACGCACCAACCUGUGUGUCUCAGCGGACGUCACACACAUGCAGGAGCUGCUGGAGCUGGCGGAGACGCUCGGGCCGCUCAUUUGUGUGAUGAAGACACACGUAGAUAUUCUGCAGGACUUCAGCAUUGACGCUAUCAACAAGCUGAAGGAGCUGAGCACAAAACACAACUUCCUCAUCUUCGAGGACAGAAAAUUCGCUGACAUCGGAAACACAGUCAGACUUCAGUAUGAAGGUGGUGUGUAUCGCAUCUCCUCGUGGGCACACAUCGUUAACGCUCACUCUGUGUCUGGCCCUGGCGUGGUCAAAGGGCUGAAGGAUGUGGGGCAGAGUCUCGAUCACGGCUGUUUACUCAUCGCUCAGAUGAGCUCACAGGGAGCGAUGACAACUGAACAGUACACACACGCUACGGUAAAAAUGGCAGAUGAUCACCCAGACUUUGUGUUUGGGUUCAUCAGUGGGUCAAAGGUCAGUGAUAAACCUGAGCAUGUUCACAUGACCCCAGGGGUACAGCUACAGAGUGGAGGAGACGACCUCGGGCAGCAGUACACCACCCCAGAUCACGUGAUCGGCUCUAAAGGCUCUGAUGUCAUCAUCGUUGGACGAGGAAUCCUGUUGGCGCGCGACAGGCAGAGGGAAGCGAAGCAGUACAGGAAGGCAGGAUGGGAGGCGUAUCUCAGGAGACUCUCCGCAUAACCACAUCAGAUCCAGCCUUUAAUCCUCACAUUCCUGGUUUAAUCCUGAUCUCCAACUUGUGCUGGAUUUCACUGUUCUUAACGUACCACAGUUCACUUCCCCUCAUCCCCAGAGUUCAGUUUAGUUGGACUUACCUGUGUGUGUUCAGUCUGUGUGUUGAGUAGCUGGAUUGUUUGCUGCUAGCUUGUCUGGCUAGUUAUGCUAACCUGAUGAUGCCGUCGUGUCUUAGCAGUGAAUCCAGUCUUAAGGAUCGAGUGACUCGACUGUCAGCUGACAAACACUGAGUCAUCCGUACAGAAGUUCAGCAGCCAAUCAGGUGGUGAGGAAUUGAACAAAGGAGCGUUUAAACUUCAUUGCAAUACAACCGUGGAGUUUUCUCUGGUUAUAACAGUUCUGCCUUAAUUAAACCUUAAUGAUUUUUUUUUGAUGGUGUUAAUUUGCUUUUAUUCAUUAAGAGAAUUUAAACUUCUGUAAUUACAAAACGAGUCAGGAAGUAAAUCUUUGUUUGUAUUCGAUCCAUCGUACAAAUCUGACGUACGUUGUGUUUAAAAUCCUGUAGUUAAAUAUUCCAUGUAACUAGUGAUGGUGAGCGAAGUGUUUAUUCAUCUCCAUCAUGGUGUUGAGUUGAAACUGAACCUUCUGUAGGUCAAUAAAAAUGUUCAGUUCUGUCUGCUGUGUUUUUAUUUUUUGGACACAGACGUCUUCCUGUAGACUGUCUGCACUUCUCUUUCAGGAUGGAGUUUGUUCUUCUUUUUGUCCAUCAUUCUGUGCUUAAAAUAUGUCAAAUAAACUUUAAUUAUACGGCCGUCUAAGAGCUGGA
Tachysurus fulvidraco (yellow catfish) is the source of this 2353-nucleotide messenger RNA. RefSeq names its product uridine monophosphate synthetase (gene umps). The transcript has 6 exons. Gene Ontology annotation, biological process: 'de novo' pyrimidine nucleobase biosynthetic process; 'de novo' UMP biosynthetic process. Gene Ontology annotation, molecular function: orotate phosphoribosyltransferase activity; orotidine-5'-phosphate decarboxylase activity. The record is from RefSeq and is a predicted model, not a curated record. The coding region runs from base 85 to 1533 and encodes 482 amino acids. NCBI's taxonomy places the organism in Eukaryota, Metazoa, Chordata, Actinopteri, Siluriformes, Bagridae.